Paramecium pentaurelia is the source of this 3154-nucleotide messenger RNA. NCBI's taxonomy places the organism in Eukaryota, Ciliophora, Oligohymenophorea, Peniculida, Parameciidae. The record is from the annotation of a GenBank genome assembly.
AUGGCAGAAUUAGAUGACAAUUAUAAUCCUUGGGAUUUAGAAAGCGAUGACUAUCGUAUGCCAGGUUAGGUUAUUAUAAAUUAUAAUUCACAUCACAAUGAACCACAACCAGUAUCUAAUUAUAUUUAUACUAUGCUAAAAACCCAGACUGUUCGGUUGAAAAUUAGAGUAGAUCCUCUGACACUGGAAAUUAUUACAGUAAUGCUCCACUUGUAACAAAUAACCAUUUUAAAUAUUAUUCAGUUUACUGAAAAACCAAAGUGUACUCCCCUUGUUAAGAAAGAAAUCAUUGAAUUAGAGGAAGAAGAAGCCAGAAAAAUGGGAAGUCCUUCAAGUCAUGAAGCCAUCUCAUUAUAAACACCUAAAAGUGUCCGAAGUCAAUAACCCCAUAAAACAAAGGCAGUUGAAAAAAUUAGAGCACGUCUAUCAAAACCCUAAAUACUUAGUAAAAACUAAAUUAGUCAAAGACAAUUGUAAUAAUUUAUAGAUGGAUGGGGUUUUUCAUUGUUGAUGGCAUUUGUGACUAUCUAUGCAUUAUUUGGAGAUGAUAUUAGAAUAUUAUCUGUGAAUAAAGAUGGAGAUGAGUAUUUCUUUAUUUUGACUACAAUUUGCAUUGUGUGUUUUACCAUUGAGAUUGUAUUAACUUGCAUAGCCAAUCCAGCCUAUCUAUUUAAUGUAUUUAAAUUUUAAUAAGAAUAGUUUUACUUUUGGCUUGAUUUGAUCUCUACCGCAACAAUGAUACUAGACAUCGGUUGGAUUACAGAUCGUUGGUAUGGUGAUGAAGGAGAUGUUUAAAAUGCUGCUACUCUCAAAGCCUUAGGAAAAGCGUCUAGAACAGCAAGAAAAGCAGCAAGAGUCAUACGAAUUAUAAGACUAGUUAGAUUGAUUAAAUUAUAUAAACAUGCAAGAUUACAAAUGGAAAAAGAAAAACAAAAAAAAAUUCUUUAAGAAUUGUUAUUGAAAGAUGAACACAAAAUCAAUUCAUCAUAAUAAUAAUAAUAAUAAUAAUAGUAAUAAUAACAGCAGAACAAAAAAAAAUCAAAUUAUUUAAUUAGAAUUUCAAUAUUAUAGUAGAAUCGUUAAAAGAAACCAAAAUCAGAAGAUUUGAUUUAAUAAUUCCCUUAUAUUAAUAAAAGUUAACAUUCCAGAUCCCAAUCUUAACAUGAUCAAAAUAGUAGUAAUAAUGAAUAAUAACAAUUAAAAUAAUCUAAUCUCUCAUAAAGUGAUUAAAUUAAAGAAUCUCAUGUGGGAUCCCAAUUAUAGGAUCUAGUAAUGAGAAGAGUCAUUACUAUUAUUAUUGCAAUUUUAAUAAGUAUACCAAUUCUUACUUUGGAUACUUAUUCAGAAAUUAUUAAUAGCUAUGACUCUGGAAUUUUUAGAAUUAGUUAAUUUAGAAAGAAUUUGUCAAUAACAGAUAUGUUAAUCUAGCAAUAUGUCUAAUUUCAUAAUCAUGAAAUAUACCCUAUUCAAUCAGUCUUAGUACUUCAAGAUGAUUUAAAUAAGAUAUAUACUGAAUAUAAUUAUACUACAAACCCUGAUUGGUUUUAACAUACAGAAUUGUUCAAAAGCCAAUAUCGAUUUUCAGAUCAAUAAUACUUUGUAACAACUGAUACUGAUAAUUAAUUGAUCACGUAUUCUGUUUCAGAUUUGGUCGAAUAUAAUAAAAUUAAUGCUAUAUUAUCUAUUUUUUAAACAGUGUUUGUUUGUAUAGUAUUGGCAUUAAGUGCUGUUUUGUUUAAUAAGGAUGUUACAGAAUUAAUAAUUGAACCUAUAGAAACUAUGAUUUAAAAGAUAGAAUUAAUAGCUAAUAAUCCAUUGGAGGCUGUAAAUAUUGAAGAACAGGAAGAUCUCAUUACAUAAGAAUUAGAAAAAAAUAAAGAUUUUUAAAAAAUUAAACAAAGGCAAAUUGAAUAGACUACUGAAACCUAUUUGUUGCAAAAACUAAUAAUGAAAAUAGGAGCACUAUUGGCUGUUGGUUUUGGAGAAGCUGGAUCAGAAAUUAUAGCAGAAAAUAUCAAAAAGGGUGGAAGUGUUGAUCCUAUGAUACCUGGAAAAAGAGUGCUUGCCAUUUUUGGUUUUUGUGACAUUCGUAAUUUUACAGAUGCCACUGAAGUAUUAUAAGAAGAUGUUAUGGUUUUUGUUAAUGAAAUAGCAGAAAUUGUCCAUUUUACAGUUGAUAGUUAUGGUGGAUCAGUUAAUAAAAAUAUUGGAGAUGCUUUUCUCUUAGUAUGGAAGUAUCCUGAUAUGAAAUAUCAUGUAGAUCCAUAAACAAAUAAGUUAAUUUUACAUAAUGAUAAUAAUGUUAAACAAAUAGGAGAUAUGGCAGUUUUAUCAUUCUUAAAAAUCAUUAUUUCCGUAUCUCUUUCAAAAAAAUUGGAAAAAUAUAAAAGGCAUGAUGGACUCAAUGCCAGAAUUAAAGAUUAUUGUGUUCGAAUGGGAUUUGGUUUGCAUUUGGGGUGGGGUAUAGAAGGUGCAAUAGGAUCAUCUUUUAAAAUUGAUGCUUCAUAUUUAAGUCCAAAUGUAAAUAUGGCAUCUAGAUUAGAAGCUGCAACUAAAUAAUUUGGUACAAAUAUUCUAAUAAGUGGAAUUUUAAAGAGAAACUUGACACAAAGUUGUUAAAAUCAUAUAAGAUUAAUUGAUAUUGUAACAGUCAAGGGAAGUAUUGAGCCAGUAGAAUUAUACACUGUAGAUUUAUCAAUAAAAAAUUUAUUAAAUAAAUUUAAGGAGCCAAGGGAUAUUUUUGAUAUUAGUAGAAUGAAUCCAAGGGAAUAAAAAUAAUUUAGAGUUGUUAAUAGAUAUAAGAGAAAUCUUUUAAUUAAAAGUGUGGAAAAUGAUAAGAUUCAACUAGCAGCACUUUUUGAAAAAGAUGAGGAUCUAAUUAUAGCUCGAGAACCAUAUUCUUAAGUAUUAAAAUCAUUUUUAAUAGGAAUUCUAUGACACAUGGAUUUCAGGAUUUAAUUAUUAUAUCAGAGGAGAAUGGGAUGAAGCCUAAUAGAUAUUCAUGAAAACAUUAGUAAAAUUAACGAAAUAAUUAAGACUAUGAUACCUGAACAUAAAGAUGGUCCAUCUAAUACAUUAUUGGAAGUUAUACAUUCAGCAGGGGGUAGAGCCCCUAAUGAUUGGAAGGGAUUUAGAGAGCUGACAGAAAAGUGAC